AUGGUAUCCUCGAGUGCUGUGAGACCUUGGGGUCUCGAACACGUCGCUCUUCUUUCCCUAUUUUCCGCCGUCGCCCUUGCCCAAGGCAACGGAAACAACAAUGGCAACGACGGCGACGAUGAUCCUACACCCACCCAGCCCGCCAACAGCCCCUCCGACUACGCCUACUGCGGCCGUUACCACUACCCUUGGCGCGGUACCGACCUUCUCCAACGACGAUGGCGGCACCCCCUGCCCACCCUUCCAGGCUCUUUCACGAGGCCUACGCCUGCCGUGCCUCCUACCAUUGAUGCUCCCUUCAUGGACCGGUCCACCAUGCCUGAUGGCACAGUCUUCAUCGCCGUCGGCGCCAUUCUAGGGGCCUUUGGUCUUGCGGUCCUCAUCUGGCGCGCCAUCGUUGCGUGCUUGCUCCAUCGCUCUGUCGAGCGCGCCGCCGCCGCCCAGCACCUCGCGAACGAGAAGUCCACCUACCUCGCCCCUCCCGCUGCGUUUUACAAGAAUACGGAGCGCGAUCCUCGCCCCCGGCGCUGGACGCGCCAGUCGAACCUCUUCUUCUCCCCCACCGCCGUCAACACCGCCGGCAUGGGCGGCAACCGCGAUUCUCGUUAUCUUCCCUCGGGCUUCUACGCUUCUGGUUCUCCUGCCAUGAACGCCCCCGCGCCUGGUAGCUACUCGAACCUAAGGCCCGACUCGCGGGGAGGCGGUUUCUCGCGUAACACGAUGCGGGAUCACAGCCCGGAAGGCUCGCCUCAGUUCGCCGUCCGCCAGCAGGAUCCCAGCAUGAGCUCGCUCAACCUCAACCGACCUCCUAGCCAACGCGCCCCCAGCGCCUACCUCGAUGAUCUGUUGGACGAGAACCCGCAAAUGUUCCCUCCUGCGCAAAUGCCACCUCAAGCCGCGCGAGGCAGGGGAGGAUACUAA
Molecule: messenger RNA, 921 nt
Organism: Parascedosporium putredinis
Lineage: Eukaryota; Fungi; Ascomycota; Sordariomycetes; Microascales; Microascaceae
Source: the annotation of a GenBank genome assembly